AUGAAACUUACACAGGCCUUACUUGUGCUCCUACUUCCGGGCACUGCACUUGCAUCAGUGGCUGAUAUUGCACAGCAACCCAGUGCAGAACCUCCAAACUUUUCUGCAGAAAUCCGACCAUUAACUUGGGGUCAACUUAACAUUAUUCAUACAACAGAUACUCACUCCUGGCAGCCUGGACAUUUACUAGAGCCUGGAUUUUCGGCCGAUUGGGGAGAUAUAUAUUCAUUUGUCAGUCAUCUUAAAAAAAUAGGUAAAGAUAAAGGCUCCGAUGUGCUAUUCGUUGAUAGUGGAGACAGACACGACGGAAAUGGAUUUGGUGACGCCACUUCACCUGGUGGGAUACUAGUAGAGAAUCUAUUUCUUUAUCAAAAUUAUGAUAUUUUAACUGUUGGAAACCAUGAGCUAUAUAAAUACGAAACUGGUGUAUCCGAUUUUCUUACCAUUGGAAAGUAUUUUGGUGAAAAGUAUGUCGUUUCUAAUGUCGAUAUCAUAUUCAACAACUCCUGGGUGCCAAUGGGUAAUCGUUAUCGGAGAUUUACUACCGAUGUUCAGAAACUAAAUGUUGUUGCAUUUGGCUUCUUGUUCAAUUUCAGAGGCAAUAAUCCACUCACGAGAGUUACAUUUGUUGAAGAUGCUGUUAAGCAAGAUUGGUUUCGAGAAGCUUUAAGUUUUGAUGACACUGAUGUCUUCAUUGUUGCAGCCCACAUUCCCGUACGUUUUUUCCCUGAGAUGCGUACAAUUGUCAAUGCUAUUAGAAAAGUCCACCCUCAUGCUAUUAUCCAGUUCCUUGGUGGACAUUCUCACAUCCGCGACUUUGUUGUUUUGGAUAAACAAGCAACUGCAUUAGAAAGUGGCCGAUUUUUAGAAACCAUUGGCUGGUCCAGUGUCAAUGGGAUUGACAAAACUUCUGAUAAUGAUAACGUUACAUUUUCUCGUACUUAUAUCGACACCAAUCUUCACUCAUUUACAAGUCAUACCAACACUACCUUGAAUGAAAAGGAGACAUCGGGGAAAGACUUUUUCCAUAAAAAAGAGGGGGUUUCUAUUUCGGAAAAAAUCACCAAGUAUCGAAAAGACCUUAAGCUUGAUGAAGACUUUGGGUGCAUUCCCAGAGAUUUGUUUUUAAACCGCGCACCUUAUCCUGGACACAAUAGUCUGUACAGCACCUUGGAGGAGGUUGUGCUUCCAAGACUUUUGGGAACAGAGGUUUCAAAAAGUCGUUCGCUUGUUCACCCAAGAUACAUUAUUAUCAAUACUGGUUCGAUUAGAUUUGAUUUAUUUAAAGGUCCUUAUACGCGAGACAGUGGAUAUAUUGUGUCGCCUUUUAAAAAUAAUUGGCUUUAUAUCCCCGAUGUUCCACUGAAGUAUGCCAAAAAGAUUCUUCCGGAACUAAAUAAGGUCCCAUAUAUUCUUUCUGCUGAUGACGUUGAAAAUGAUCGAGUUAACUCAAAUAGUGCAAUGGAUUCCCAAGGCAGAAUCACAACUGAGGGGCUUCCACAGUUAAAUUACCUUGAUAUGAACAUUCCUCAAAGCAGACACAUGUAUUAUCGGUCACACCAAAAACCCCAACAGCAUAGUCAACAAAAUUCUGGAAAUCAGGUUGUAUUUGAUACUAACGAGAAAUAUGAAGCUGGCCAAAGCAACUUUCAGUUAACUCCAGGUUACGUUACUUAUGAUGAUUUUGGCAAUGAUGGUGACGAUACCUAUCACAGCGGGUGGAGAUUUCACCAAAUACCGAAUGCCAUUCAAGCUUCCCAAAACAUCCCUAGUGAAGAUGACGAAAAUCUUAUUGACGUUGUUUUUUACGACUUCAUCAAGCCCUUCUUAAUAGAUGCAUUGGAAAAAAUUGGCUAUUCAAAUUAUACUUUUUCAUAUUAUGGCGGUGCUAGUACUGUGGAACUUUUGACAGAUCAUGUAACUGAAUUUUGGUCCGCCAACUGCUAA
This is a messenger RNA of Magnusiomyces paraingens, 1947 nucleotides long. RefSeq lists its product as uncharacterized. Gene Ontology annotation, cellular component: cytosol. The record is from RefSeq and is a predicted model, not a curated record. The coding region runs from base 1 to 1947 and encodes 648 amino acids. NCBI's taxonomy places the organism in Eukaryota, Fungi, Ascomycota, Dipodascomycetes, Dipodascales, Dipodascaceae. Gene Ontology annotation, molecular function: hydrolase activity. The transcript has a single exon. Gene Ontology annotation, biological process: nucleotide catabolic process.